This is a messenger RNA of Diabrotica balteata, 2415 nucleotides long. NCBI's taxonomy places the organism in Eukaryota, Metazoa, Arthropoda, Insecta, Coleoptera, Chrysomelidae. The record is from the annotation of a GenBank genome assembly.
GCUGUCGAGUUUAUGUCGAUCACAAGUAAAUGUGAUAAGUGUUAAAAGAUAUUGUAUGGGUUAAAACAUAAUAUAUUUUUGUUUUGCUGAAUUUCGCGAAAAGUAUAAAUCACAAUCAUUAACAACUAGUAAUGUUAUGCUUGCAAAUAAGUGUUUAGAUUAGUAGUGCAUAUAUGUUAGGAAGUAACAAAUUGAGGAAAACAUAAAGAAAAUGCCUUUAUUUGGUGGUAAGGAAAAGAAACAGAAGAAAGAUGGACGAGAUAGCGACAAGCAGCCGUCUUUGGAAGACAAAUAUUACUUGAAGGAACUCUUGGGGACGGGAGCAUUCUCUGUUGUAAGACUUGCUGAAAGUAAGGAUAAUCCUGGUAUUAUGCACGCUGUGAAAAUUAUUGACAAGAAGGCACUUAAGGGCAAAGAAGACUCUCUAGAAAAUGAAAUAAAGGUGCUUCGUCGGUUAAAACAUCCAAAUAUCGUGCAACUUUUAGAGACCUUUGAAGAUAAAUCCAAGGUGUACCUAAUUAUGGAAUUGGUUACUGGUGGAGAACUCUUUGACAGAAUUGUAGAGAAAGGUUCCUAUACAGAAAAAGAUGCGGCUGAUUUAAUAAGACAAGUUUUGGAAGCAGUAGACUAUAUGCACGAGCAAGGAGUUGUACAUCGUGAUCUUAAGCCGGAGAAUUUGCUUUACUACAGCCCAGAUGAAGACAGUAAAAUAAUGAUUAGUGAUUUUGGGUUAUCUAAAAUGGAGGAUUCUGGCAUAAUGGCUACGGCAUGUGGAACUCCAGGCUAUGUUGCUCCAGAAGUACUUGCUCAGAAACCAUAUGGUAAAGCAGUAGAUGUCUGGAGCAUAGGCGUAAUAUCCUACAUUUUAUUAUGCGGAUAUCCUCCAUUCUAUGAUGAAAACGAUGCAAAUUUAUUUGCCCAAAUUCUUAAAGGUGAAUUCGAAUUCGAUUCUCCAUAUUGGGACGAAAUAAGUGAUUCUGCGAAAGAUUUUAUAAGGAAUUUAAUGUGCGUCAAUGUUGAAAAAAGAUAUACUUGUCGUCAAGCGUUAGGUCAUCCAUGGAUUUCCGGUAACGCUGCUAGUAAUAAAAACAUUCACGGAACUGUAUCAGAACAACUUAAAAAGAAUUUUGCAAAGUCUCGUUGGAAGCAAGCUUAUCAUGCAACAACGGUGAUAAGACAAAUGCAAAAGAUGGCUUUGAGUAGUGGUAGCGGUGGGAAAAGUCCAACCCCCCAACGCAGCAUGUCAUCUCAGUCCGGUGGAACUCCGUGCGGAAGUCUAAAUGGUGCCCAGGACAAGUAAAUCCAGCUAACAAUUAAGAAAAACUAGUUCACUUGCGUCUUAAUACUGCGCUUUCAAAAAAUUAAAGUCAUGUUCUUAAAGCCUAGGGAAAAGAUACUUAGAUUUACUGAGCCCUUGCAAACUCUCACAUUAAAAUAAGUGGCUAAAUGAACUUGUAGGUGUAGAGGUCUCCAAGUAUAUUAAUAUUUUUAUUUAAUAGCACAUCUUAUUGUCUACUUUUUAAAUAGAUAAUAAGAUAAUGCAGAAUUUGUAAGGGGCAGUAGAGUAAGUAUUCAAAUCCGCUGUUGUUACAAUAUCAGUUAUGUUAAAUGCAUUAUGUGAAUUAUAACUGACAUUCAAUCGGUGAAAGAAAAUACUUACAGUUGGUUUGUUAUAACCUGGGUUCCACAGUUUUAGCCCAUUUUCAGAUCCACGAUAAGAGGUUCAUCAACAUCAUUAGCUCGACAACCCUUUCUGGGACUGAGAUUGUUCUAUUGUUGUCCGCCAUUCUCAUCUGUUCCUUGCUUUGUUUUUCCAGUUGGUACUCUUGGGGAGUUUUCAGAGUUUUUCUGCUUUUCAUAUAUCUUAAUUUGGGCGUUCAUUUUGACCUUCUCCCCACUUAUUAUUUUCUGUGGUAUUUCGUUCUGCUACACCCGUUCAAAAUUUCCUAUCCAGCGCAAACAUCCAAUCUUUAUGGGCGACGUGCAAGUACUUGGAGGGGAUACGAGAAACGAUCGUGCGCGAGUAGUGGAGAAAUCUUGAAUUUUUUACUGCACAUUUCAUAGAUUAUAGAUUUCAUAAAUUCAUAUUGUCAAUUGUCAUAUUUCAUAUUCGUUUUGUUUAUUUACACCUCCUGUCACUAAAGAAAAUGGGAUUUUGGAAAUGCUGUGUUAUAAAUUGUAAAAAUACAACAAAAAAUUGUCAAUUUAAGUUUUAUUCGUUUCCAACUUCGAAGCACAAAGCUACUACAAAGAGAAAAGUGGAUUUAUAUCAUAAAAAAGCAUAAGUAACAUAACCUAAAUUAUGCAUUAUUCUUGCGCCCGAUUUUAAAGUCAGUUUGAAAUAAAUAAUAAAUAAAAGUUAACUUUUAAGUGUAAAUUUUAGUUUCAUAACACUCACUUAGAGUUCAUUUUAAC